UUUUUUUUUUUUUUUUUUUUUGUUAAAGACGACUUUAUAUCAAGGGCUCAGUGACACCGCAACUUAGGAAAAGAAAUUCACAUCGACAAAACAUAGGAGGGAUGCUGAGUAUAUAAGUAAGCAAGUCUUACUCCCUAGUGAUGCGUUUUAAAAUCGUGCGGGCCUGGGUCCAAAACAGACAAUAUGACUAGUGGGUUGGGCUAAGGGGGUCUCUCGAGCCUUCAUAAUUCGGAAUGCCUGUCGAGGCCAGGGCCUCGGCUCGUAUAGUGACAGAAUCACAUCAGAGCCACUCCUGUAUCAGUCCUGUCUAUGUGGGCGUGAGUUCAAAUUGAGUUUAGGCAAGACGUUUAUAGCCGUGCGGGCCUGAGUCCAAAGCGGACAAUAUCACUUGUGAGCUGAGCUAAGGGGGUUUCUCGAGGCUUUGUGGUUUGGGAUAUUCGUCGCAGUCAGAGCUUCGACUCGGAUUGUGACAGGCUCGACCCCAAGUAGGUGGUACAGUUUAACCUCUUUAACAAUGAAAAUGCAUUUUUGCUUUCAUACGCAUUGAGUGAGGUAAAAAAUUAACCUUAAAUGGAUAAAUAGUGUUGAAUAAUUGGUAUUCGAGUUUGCUUUUAUCUAGUGGAAAUGAACUUCUACUCUUCUAGAAAGCUUUGUUUUAUAGUAAGAACAUUAAUAUAAGAAAUUAAGACUAAGUACCAGAAGGGAAUUUGCUAUUUUGUGGUUGACCAACUAUUUAGUUGAGCAAGUAAAGUUCAUUUAUUUCAUUUUUAGUUGGAGAAUACCUUCCGAUUUUACUUUUCAAUUAAAGAAUUUCCUCCAUGUUUCGAUCCAAAUUCCAAAUUUAUUAGUAGCACCACUUUUUUCUAUAUAUAAGUUGGCUAAUAAUUAUACCACUUGGAAUUUAUACUAGUCCAUAUGGGAACUGAACUACUCCUACACCCUAGAAACUAAAAUACCAUGAUUCAAGUUAAAAUGUUACGAAUCUAAAUUGAAUGUCCUUCUAGCUUCUACUUCCUCCAUCUUAAAAUAAAUGUCAUUUUAGUAAAAAAUAAAAUAAAAAAAAUAUCAAAUAAUUAUGCUUAAAAUUCAAACAAUAAUUAGUAGUAAUUAUUUCCAACUAUAUCCUUAUAUUAAAGAAUAACUUUUUUCCUCAAUACUACUCAAUUCUCAAGAAACACAUAAAAAAAAACACUAAGACGAUACUUAUUUUUAAAUGAAGAAAGUAAUUAACAUUUGUUCGCAUUUUUUAAAUUAUAUAAAGUGUAUUUAUCAAAAAAAAAAAAAAACAAAUAUAUCACGUUUUGCAUUCAAUUCUCACUGGAUUCCAUCUAUUUUACUGCCCAUAUUUGGAAUAGAUUCUUUUAGAAGAAUGCAGGAUAUUUCUCCAAUAUAUAUAUAUAUUCUUUUUAAUACUACAUGUUUUUUUUCUUUAAAAUAAAGUAAUUCAUAGAAAAAAGGAAGGUGAAUUUUAAAAUAGGAUUAUAACAAGAUUUGGCAAUAAAUGGACUUUAUUCAAAAACUACUACUACUUCCCAACUGAGCCCCGCGUUUUCUUUUUCUCUUUCUCACGAUAUCCUUAAACAAAAGUCUUUGCCGUGCCAUGUCCUCCAUCUCCACAACCACCUCCGGCAACCACUUUUAGCGGCGGAGCCACCACUUUAACGGCGGCACAACCUCUUCCCACUUCACCAUGGGUAACUGCAACGCCUGCAUAAGACCAGAAGAAGCUUCAAAAACCGAUCCUUCUCCAACAAAACCAAAGAAGCCCAGAGAACGUAGACCGAAUCCCUACUCCGGAUCACCUGCACCUAUCAGAGUGCUGAAGGAUUUCUUUCCUAAGACACGAAUAUCAGAUAAGUAUAUAUUAGGACGAGAAUUGGGUAGGGGUGAAUUCGGAGUAACUUAUCUAUGCACAGACAGGGAGACACGUGAAGCGCUAGCGUGUAAGUCCAUUUCAAAGAAGAAGCUUCGAACAGCUGUGGAUAUCGAAGAUGUUAGAAGAGAAGUUGCUAUUAUGUCUAGCCUUCCUGAUCAUCCAAAUAUUGUUAAGUUGAGAGCUACUUAUGAAGAUAAUGAAGCUGUUCAUCUUGUUAUGGAGUUGUGUGAAGGUGGAGAGUUAUUCGAUCGAAUUGUAGCUAGAGGUCAUUACAGUGAAAGAGCUGCUGCUGGGGUUGCUAGAACUGUAGCGGAAGUUGUUAGGAUGUGUCAUGCCAAUGGUGUUAUGCAUAGAGACUUGAAGCCUGAGAAUUUUCUGUUUGCUAAUAAGAAAGAACAUUCUGCUCUUAAGGCCAUUGAUUUUGGCCUAUCCGUCUUUUUCAAGCCUGGAGAAAGAUUCUCUGAGAUUGUGGGAAGUCCAUACUACAUGGCACCAGAGGUGUUGAAGAGGAAUUAUGGACCUGAAGUUGAUAUUUGGAGCGCUGGUGUCAUACUAUAUAUUUUGUUAUGUGGGGUUCCUCCAUUUUGGGCUGAAACUGAACAAGGGGUUGCUCUUGCAAUUUUGAGGGGAGUGAUUGAUUUUAAGAGGGAACCAUGGCCUCAAGUCUCCGAAAAGGCAAAAAGUCUAGUUAGACAGAUGCUGGAACCUGACCCGAAGAAGCGGUUGACAGCCCAACAGGUCCUUGAUCAUCCCUGGAUUCAAAAUGCGAAAAAGGCUUCAAAUGUUCCAUUGGGAGAUAUUGUCAGGACAAGACUGAAGCAGUUUUCUAUCAUGAACAGAUUCAAAAAGAAAGCUUUGCGGGUCAUUGCCGAGCACUUGAAACUUGAAGAGAUUGAAGUAAUUAGAGAGAUGUUUGCAUUGAUGGACUGUGAUGGUGAUGGGAAAAUAACAUAUGAUGAACUAAAGGCUGGACUUAGAAAGGUUGGCUCCCAGUUGGCAGAAGCAGAGAUGAAGUUGCUGAUGGAUGUGGCUGAUGUUGAUGGAAAUGGAGUACUAGACUACGGGGAGUUUGUAGCAGUUAUAAUCCACUUACAGAGAAUGGAAAAUGAUGAGCAUUUUCGUAGAGCAUUCAUGUUUUUUGACAGGGAUGGAAGUGGUUAUAUUGAGCUUGAUGAGCUACGAGAAGCUUUAGCAGAUGAUUCAGGAGCAUGCGACACUGAUGUAGUGAAUGAGAUCAUGCGCGAAGUUGAUACAGACAAGGAUGGACAAAUCAGUUACGAGGAGUUUGUAGCAAUGAUGAAGACGGGAACCGAUUGGAGAAAGGCAUCUCGACAAUACUCAAGAGAAAGAUUCAAAAGCUUAAGCGUUAAUCUAAUGAAGGAUGGGUCUCUCCAGCUUCAGGAUGUACUCAGCGGCCAAACAGUCAUCGUUUAAGUUAACGAAAGGCUUUAUUUUACUAUUCUAAUGAUUUCCAUUUGUUGUUUUAAUGGGCGGUUCCAUAGCAAAUCAAAGCAAAUCUGAUCAUCGGUAUUGCAAUUCUUGAAAAUAUCGAUAUUCAGAAGAUCAGAUCUUUGAGAAUGCAGUGGGGAGUAAUAUGUAGGUAUGCUUGGGUUGUACUGCUGCUCUUUUUUUUCUUGGAUACAGGGGGAAAAUGAAGGAGGGUUUGGACUUGGAUGGAUGACAUUUAGAUUAAUUGUUUUGUUUUUUCUAAGGCUUUUGUAGGUUUGUUUAUAGAAGUUUUAUUACAUAUUUCUCUCACUUUUGUAUAUGUUGUUGCAAACAUACAAUUGUUUUAAGUAAAGCUUUGUAUUUAUGAUUUUCUGAGACUGCAGAUAAUAUCCUUCUUCGGAAUGAAUGAAUAUUUCCUUGA
This is a messenger RNA of Capsicum annuum, 3746 nucleotides long. RefSeq names its product calcium-dependent protein kinase 10. NCBI's taxonomy places the organism in Eukaryota, Viridiplantae, Streptophyta, Magnoliopsida, Solanales, Solanaceae. The transcript has 7 exons. The record is from RefSeq and is a predicted model, not a curated record. Gene Ontology annotation, molecular function: calcium ion binding; ATP binding; calcium-dependent protein serine/threonine kinase activity. The coding region runs from base 1691 to 3310 and encodes 539 amino acids. Gene Ontology annotation, biological process: intracellular signal transduction; peptidyl-serine phosphorylation; protein autophosphorylation. Gene Ontology annotation, cellular component: nucleus; cytoplasm.